AUGGCAAUGAACUCCGAGCGCUCUUCGUAUGCCGAUUUAACGCCUGUUUCGUUCACCAACAGCUCUUCGACGCCCAAUUUGGAUGCUGCUGCCUUCGCCGCCAUUUCAGACGCUGAUCUAAGCCGAUCUGUAAAGCUUACGGUAAAGUUUUUUGCGGCGCGCGAUUUGCUGAUCGGUUUUUUGUACAAUGCCCCAGAAAUCAAAGAUUACGGGGGAGUUUUUCGUUCCAAAACAGCGAAUUUACCGCCUGGGUCAGUUCAAAGUGUACUUCAAACAAGUGUAAUUAAACCUACCACUCAAACUUGGGAAAAUUAAACCUACUCAGACAUCGUAUGCUGAGGUCUUCCGGUUCUCAUUUCAAUUUUAUAAUUAUCGAUUUUUCAGAAAGUCCAUGAGUUCAACCGACUUGUCGCGGAACUUGACUUCGACGGCGGGUAUCCGGAUGAGGAGAUUACCAUAAAUGAAGAAGUGCAAGUCGUAGAAGAACAAAGAGAAGAAAGUGAUGAUGAGGAUGUGAAUGUAAAAUAUCCGUACGAAAGAAAGGAUCGCUAUGCCGACCUGUGCAAACGAGUCGAAGAGAGACUGAACAAUGACGACUCAACUAGAGAAAUUGAUGACAGAGCUCGGGUAAGUCACCAGCACCAAAAUGAAGCAGUAGCUAUGGUUUCCAGGAAAUCGAGUUGAUGCUCAAAGUUGACGAGGAGAAGCGGAAAAUGGAGGCUAAACAAAUCGGUUUCACCCACUUUGAACGACCUUUCUUCACUUGUGUCAUGUGUGCCAGAUCCUAUUCGUCAGCAGAAGAACUUCAAGCUCACACUGCCAAAGCUCACGAUCUGUCAGGCAACCAAUGGAAGUGCAAAAUGUGCGGAAAGGCCUACAAGCACAGAAAGAACCUCUCAUCUCACAUGGUCCUUCAUCGAAAAGAGUUUCAGUGCAAAGAGUGUUCUCUCGUUUUCCAAUCUAAAGCAACUCUUGAAAGUCACAUCAGCCGGCACAAUACGAACUCGAAAAAUGAGAAGGUUGCCGACGUAGAAAAGCCGAUGAAGAAUUGCGAUAUCUGCGAAAAACGCGUUCCGGAGAAGCUCAUGGCCAGGCACAAGUAUUACUGCGUCAACAAGGAGCAAAUUGCAAAACAACGCGCUGAGAAAAAGGCAUUAAGCGUGCCGCCAAGUCCAGCCAUGUCAAUGAUAAGUUGCGCAUCGUUCGCCAGCUAUCAGCCGGGACCCAGCAGCUCUUCUCCGAUGACCAGCCCCGUCGUCUCCCUGCGUGACAAGUCAUGCCGAGUAUGCGGAGAGUCGUUCGCCAGCCGACAAUCGAUGCUCCGACACGUAGGAAGGAAACACCCAGAAGUGAAAGACGACCCAAAUGUCACCGCCGUCAGAUAUGUGUCCGUGGAAUCGGUAAGGAAAACACCGCUCAUUCGAAGUACCAAUUCAUUUAUUUUUCAGCCUACGCAUCCAUACGCGUGCAUGGAUUGUGGAAAACGAGUGACGACUCGAGCCGCUCUCACAGCCCACAGAGCUCGAGCCCACGAGAACGCAACACGUCACGAAUGUCACGUCUGCCACAAAUCGUACAUCGUCCCGUCGGAGCUGAGAAAGCACAUCAAGAGAGUUCAUGAGAAUGCUUCGACGACGUCUUCGCGCGAGGAGAUACCUGAUAUUGACUCUAUCUUCUAA
Messenger RNA from Caenorhabditis sp. 36 PRJEB53466, 1679 nucleotides. NCBI's taxonomy places the organism in Eukaryota, Metazoa, Nematoda, Chromadorea, Rhabditida, Rhabditidae. The record is from the annotation of a GenBank genome assembly.